AUGACUUUGGAGGAGAAGAAGGCUGCUGCGGCAGAGCAGCAAGUGCCCGUGCAAGAGGUGCAGUUAGGGACCGUUCAUGACCUACAGAACCUCAACGCGCUUGGGUAUAAGGCAGAGCUUCGUCGUAACAGGUCUAUGUUCACGUUGCUUUUCCAGUCUCUAGCUAUCGCAGCUAUUCCAUAUGGUUUUGGUGGUCCUCUGAUAAGCGCCAUCUACGGUGGUGGUCAACUACCUAUGUUUGUAGGCUGGAUUGUCGUUCUCGUCUUAGAUGAAGCGGUAGCUGUUUCGCUUGGGGAGCUUGCUUCCAAAUACCCAACGUCAGCGGGACCAUACUACUGGUCUUUCCAACUGGCGAGUCCCAAGUACCGGACAGUACUUUCUUUCAUCACAGGAUGGACUUGGCUCAUCGGAAACUGGACCAUCACCCUUUCGGUUAACUUCGGAUUCGCUUCAUUAAUUGCAGCGUCUGUCGCCCUCUAUCUUCCAGAGUUUGCGCUAGAAGUUACAUCGUGGCAGCUGUUGCUCAUAUUCUACGCUAUUACGAUUCUAACCUUCUUCAUUGUGGCAUUCGGCAACAAGCUUCUUCCAAUGGUAGAUACAAUAUGCGCAGCGUUCACUGCUAUUGCUAUCUUCAUAGUAUUGAUCUGCCUUUCCACGAAAGCCGAGGUUGGGAGAAACUCCCCUAGUACUACUUUGGGUGGAUAUGAUACGUCGAUUUCGGGCUGGGAUGGCUUUUCCUUCUUCAUCGGCAUGUUGCCUGCCGCAUACACGUUCUCGGCGAUAGGCAUGAUAUCCUCCAUGGCUGAAGAAUGCGGUGAUCCGACUGUGAAACUUCCAAAGGCAAUUUCACUUUGUGUCCCUGUCGGAGGGAUUGCAGGACUCUUCUUCAUCAUUCCAAUCUGUGCCACUAUGCCAGCUCUUUCGGAUAUAAUCGCCAACUCACCAGUGUCACAAGCGCUCCCGUAUAUCUUCAGCGCCGUGAUGGGUACACCAGGUGGGGGUGUUGGCCUGACAGUCUUGGUGCUAAUAAUCACACUCUUCUGUUCUAUCUCCAUUACGGUUGCUGCGUCAAGAUGCACCUGGGCGUUUGCAAGAGAUCAUGCACUCCCUCUAUCUCGACUGUGGUCAAAGGUCGAUUCACGUCACGGCACUCCGAUUUGGGCCUUGGUCCUAACAACAGCGGUGCAAAUGCUACUCGGGCUCAUAAAUUUGGGCUCGUCAUCAGCUUUUCUAGCUUUUGUUUCUGUCGGAGUCAUGGCCCUCGCUGCCUCAUAUGGUAUUCCGAUUGCCAUAUCCAUGUUCCACAAGCGCAGAGAGGUCAAUACAGCACGGUGGAGACUGGCAAAUAGCCUAGGGUGGGCUGCGAAUAUUCUGGCAGUUGUGUGGAUUUGCUUUGAGAUUGUGCUUUUCUCAAUGCCAACGGUUCUUCCGGUCACCGAGACUAGCAUGAAUUAUGCUAUUGUCGUGUUCCUGGGGUUCAUGGCUCUAAGUGCGGUUUGGUACGGAGUUCAUGCCCGCAAAGUGUAUAAAGGGCCACCCGAGUCUGAUGGGCUUGCUGUUGAUUCCUAA
This is a messenger RNA of Neoarthrinium moseri, 1569 nucleotides long. RefSeq lists its product as uncharacterized. The record is from RefSeq and is a predicted model, not a curated record. Gene Ontology annotation, biological process: transmembrane transport. Gene Ontology annotation, cellular component: membrane. Gene Ontology annotation, molecular function: transmembrane transporter activity. Bases 1 to 1569 code for a protein of 522 amino acids. The transcript has 7 exons. Lineage: Eukaryota; Fungi; Ascomycota; Sordariomycetes; Amphisphaeriales; Apiosporaceae.